AUGACUGUCUCGCUUCACUAUAUAUGCUGUCCCACUUCACCUGAAUACUCCGACUGAGUGAAAGAGGGUACCAUGCUAUGUUUAAAGGUGUUUAUCUUCUAUACAAAAACACAUUUAAAAAAUAAAAAUAAAUUCACACAUAGAUUCACACAAGAAGCAUUAAACCAAUUCAUAGAAACAUCACUGGUGCAAGUAAAAAACGUUUUUGACAGUCCCCUACUGAAUUUACCAAAAAGUGUCCCACAUUUGCUGAAUCCACCCUAUGUAUUAAAUUACAUUUUUUUCAUUUGGACAGACAUACAUUUUAAUAGGUAACCACGUUCAGUCCUCAAGAAUAAAAAUGAAACAAAAAUACGUUAGCGUUUGAGGUGGUCGAUAUACGUCCUCCCUUGAGCCCUGCCUGGACUGUUGUUCCCCAGCUCUCAAUAAACAAACAAGUAGUUGCUCAACCAGUUAUUGUGCUAGUUUCGUUUUACAUUACAUUACAUUAAAUUACAGACAUUUGGCAGACGCUCUUAUCCAGAGCGACGUACAACAAAGUGUAUAACCAUAACCAGAAACAAGUGUGUCGAAAACCCUAGAGAGAAAUACCGUUCCAAGUGCAGGCAACAACCACAUAAUUCAACUUGGUUUUCUGCUCACAAUAAUACUGGAAUCGAAACUGAUGCGUGAAUUGUGACUCGUUAUAUUUUAAAUGGAAACCCAACUGACGUCUCAUGGCAACGGAAUGGCAAACGUGUCAAUGUCAAUGUCAAUAGGUUUUAAGAUGUGUUAUGACAACACCGGGGUAUAAAUAAUCAGGACUACGCUUAAAAAAUUCAACAGGAGCUAGCAGACACAUUUCUCUGACCUGACAAAACUGCUGGAACUGCAGAAACCAUGGGUGUUCGUGGACUCCUAGGUUACAUGGAAGAAAACAGGAAGCAGUUUUUUAAGGACCUGAAGCUAAAAAACACAACACUUAUAAUUGACGGAUGCAACUUUUACUUCAACCUGUACUUCUCCUCACCCUUGGACCAGCAGCAUGGGGGAGACUAUGAUGCCUUUGCCAAACUCAUUCGAGAAUUCUUUAAGGUUCUUUCCACCUGCAACAUAAAACCCAUUGUCUUGCUGGAUGGGGGAGUUGAUUACACCAACAAGAAAUUUCAAACACGACAACAGCGAGCCCAGAACAACAUCGAGAAGGCUGUUGAUCUGUCACAUGGGUUAGGAAAGUCGCUCUUGCCACUCCUCACCAAAGAGGUGUUCAAAGAGGUGCUGCACAGCCUUCAUGUCCCCUUCAUCCAGUGUGUAAAUGAGGCUGAUUGGGAGAUCGCCUGCUUGGCCAGCGAGUGGAACUACCCAGUGCUAUCUGCGGACAGCGACUUCUUUGUCUUCGACUUGAAGGGUGGGUACCUCCCCUUCCAGUUGUUCCAGUGGUGCAACAUUCGCGAGUGCCCAGAGACCUCAGAAAGGUACAUUCCAGCCUCGUGUUUCUCCAUCGACAACUUCUGCGCCCGCUUCAAUAAGAUGAACAAAGAGCUGCUCCCUCUCUUUGCGGUGAUGGCUGGCAAUGACUUCACCAACCUGGGGGACAUGAGGACAUUUUUCAGCCGGGUCAACGUCCAGGGGUCCGGCCACUCUGCGCAUGGCAGGACGAGGGCCCAAAUUGACGUCCUGCUCUGUUGGCUGUCCAAGUUCCCUGGGCCGGAGCAAGCUUUGGACGCGGUCGUACAGGUUCUCUGGGACAGUGCUCAGGACAGCAUCCGACCCCAGCUGUCCUCUGGGAUGCAAGAGUACAGACUCUCCCCCAGCAACCUCCCACAGUACUUCACACACGGAGAAAUGGUGCCCAAUCUCCCAGAGCCUCUCAGAGACUUGCCUAAUUGGGUCCUGGUUGGCCUGCUCAGCGGCGACUUGCCCUCCAUCAUCCUCGAAGUGCUGGCGGUGCAGAUGACCAUGAUGCGAACGCAGGUGGAGGACCCCCAGCGUCCCAGCAGCCACACGGCCUCCCUGCCAAUCCGCAAGGUCCUGUACGGGCUGCUGCUGCAUGGCAAAAGCAUGCCUCUCCAGGAGCCGUGCACAAAGAAGAAAAAGAUCGCUCACCAAAACGAGGGCAGCCCACAUUACCAUGUGCGGGAGUUUGACAGGGAGGGUCUCAACUUGAAGGAAUUCCAUGUUCAGCCUGACCUCCCAAGUGGCAUCCAGCACCUGCCUCUGAAGACACUGAAUGAGGUGCCUCUUCCUGAUCGACUCCAGGUUCUCCUGAAGACUCUGAAAGUGGAUGAGUCCAUCGCCAAUGCCGUUCUCCCUCACCUCAGCUUACCUGUUUGCGUUACCUGCUACUGGCUAAACUGCUCCGAGCCCAAACCUGACCUGCAUAUUGUCCAGGCCCUGCUGCUGGGCAUCGUGUAUGGAGAGCUCUGCAGAACUCAAGGGCCAGAGGCUGGGGAUCCGGAUUUGCAGGCCGUCUGCGAUAGGCUGGGCAGGCUACGGGUUGCAGUGCGCGAGAGGAAAGAGUUAGACCUGAAGGUGGCCCAUGCUUACAGCCAGUGGCAGUCCUGCCUGUGGAUGAGCUUCUACCUGAACCAGCUGCUCCAAUGUCCACUCCCAGAGCCAGAGUGUGCCUGGUUGUACAGCGGGACGUUCGCGCACGGUGCCGUGAAGAAGCUGAGGACGGGUAUUAUCCCCGAGGUCCUGCUGGGAGGAGCCGGCGUUCCCGCGAGGCUCUACGAGACCAUCCAGUGGGCCGUGCAGCGUUCCGUGGGCACUGACUUCUUCACCCCGCCUUCCAGGAGGCAAAAUAUUGGGGCUGGAGCCGCUGUUGAAGAUAAGUAGGCAACACUCACUUCGCAUUUUUGAUGCGUACUGAUGUUGCAGUCUUACGAGGAGACUGCCGUAAAAAUUGUGUCAUUCCAUUAUUAAUUACAGCUCAGGAAUUGCUUGCCCAUUUGCACUGUACCUAAAAAUACAUUGUAACAGCAUAGCUGGGAAGUUUUUACUUUUGCAAUAUAUUCAAAUAUCCUUCUUUUUAA
Messenger RNA from Anguilla anguilla (European eel), 3014 nucleotides. Its product is annotated as protein asteroid homolog 1-like. The transcript is spliced from 6 exons. The record is from RefSeq and is a predicted model, not a curated record. Bases 880 to 2817 code for a protein of 645 amino acids. Lineage: Eukaryota; Metazoa; Chordata; Actinopteri; Anguilliformes; Anguillidae.